UUUUUUUUCUUUAAGAUGUCUGAGACACCUUUCAACUAUAACGAUAGCUAUGAAUAUUUCUUUCCCACUGAGAGUCCUGAAGAGUACUGCCAAGCUCUGCACAUGCCAUAUAUGGGCAUUUUCCUUCCUAUUCUGUAUACCACUGUGUUCCUGGUGGGAAUCGUCGGCAAUUCCAUCCUGAUGGGAGCCCUGGUCUUCAAAUUUAGAGUCCGCAGGCUGAUCGACACCUUUAUCCUCAACUUAGCUGCCUCUGACUUUGUUUUCCUCCUCACAUUGCCACUCUGGGUACACAAGGAGAUCUGGCUGGGGGUCUGGAGGUCAGGCUCCUUUCUCUGCAAAGGCAGUUCCUACAUCAUCUCAGUCAACAUGUAUUGCAGUAUCUUCCUCCUCACUUGCAUGAGUGCUGAUCGGUACCUGGCCAUCAUGUACCCCUCUGUAGCCAGGAAAGUCAGAACAAGAUUCUACACUAAUGGACUUUGCAUCUGUGUCUGGAUUCUCUCCUGCCUCCUAGGGCUUCCCACCCUUCUGUCCAGAGAACUCAGGCAAUAUAAUGGCCAGGCUUACUGCACAGAUGUGGAGCUCACACCUACUAAACGGUUUGUGUCACUGGUAACGUUAAUUCUGGCCUUCUUUUUCCCCUUGCUGAGCAUCUUGACCUUCUACUGCUCCAUCACCAAGAAGCUCUGCAUGCAUUACCAGAAAUCUGGGAAACAUGACAAAAAGCUGAGGAAAUCUAUCAAGAUUGUCUUCAUUGUAGUGGUUGCCUUUGUUUUCUCUUGGAUUCCCUACAACAUUUUCAAGCUUCUGGCUAUCAUCUCUGGGCUCCAGGACCCGAAGCCACCUUUCUGCCUUCCUUAUGUCCUUGCCCAGGUGGGCAUGGAAGUGAGCAGCCCCUUUGCAUUUGCCAACAGCUGUGCCAACCCUUUCAUCUACUACUGCUUCGAUGGCUAUAUCCGCAGGAACAUCUCACAGUGCCUGUGUCCAUGCGUGAAGGGCCACAGCACUGGGAGCAGUUCUGACACCCUGGACACUCGCAUCAGCUACUCCUUGUCCACUUUUAUUCAUGGGGAGGAUGCCAUUAGGAAACGGAGGCGCUCUCUGUCAUUCUGA
Molecule: messenger RNA, 1110 nt
Organism: Chrysemys picta bellii (western painted turtle)
Lineage: Eukaryota; Metazoa; Chordata; Testudines; Emydidae
Source: RefSeq, a predicted model, not a curated record